AUGCUCAGUGAGCAUUUCGCAGCAUCCGUGUCAGCGGCGGCGGUCGCGCCCAAAGCUGCAUCCAACAGCGUCAAGGAUGUAGGCAUUUCCGUCUUCGAGAGCCAACCGCAUUCGGGCCAAAGAGCGAGCUUCAAGAAGAGCAAUACCACAGCCAACUGUCUGGCCGUCAGUCCGUCGCACAUCUUCGCCGCCCAAGCCGACAAGGCCGUCGUAAACGUCUACAACCGCGAAAAGGGAAAUCAAGAGGCAACCGUGCCCUUUCAAGAGAGGAUAACAUGUCUGGCCCUGGCCUGUGAGGAUACCAUCCUGGUCCUGGGUUCGCAGACGGGUCGCAUCUUUAUUUGGGAAACACAUACUGGUCGCGUCGUCAUCACAUCGCAGGCCCAUCUGCAACAAGUCACUGCCCUGGUCGUCGACCCAACAUCCAACUUUGUCUUGUCUGCCUCGGCCGAUGCUUCGAUCCACGUCUGGUCGCUUCCUGCCUUGCUCUCUUUCUCCAAUGCCGCCCUACAAGGCCAGCACUCCCCGCUACACACCCUCUCAGGUCACCGUGCCGCCAUCACAUCCCUAGUCGUCGGCCACAGUGCUGGUUUCUGUAACAUUGCCGUUUCCGCGAGCGCCGAUCGAUCAUGUAUAGUCUGGGACUACCACGAGAACCAGCUUUUGCGCACCGUCCUACUACCCGAAGUCCCUCGAUGCCUGGCUCUUGAUCCCGCCGACCGCGCCUUCUACACCACCUACGACGAUGGCAGCGUCCAGAUGAUUGACUUCUACAGCGACGCUUUCUCCGCUGCAAACCCCGACUCGGUCCAGCACCCGCUAUACGAUCCCGCCCAAGCUGCCAUGCCCGUUCAACCNCCUCCGCAAACUCGUUGGACCCCGCCUUCAGCCGACCAAGGAGCUGCCUUGAGUGCUAUGCUCAGCUAUGACGGUAGCAUGCUCAUGACUGGUCAUGCCAACGGAAACAUUCUCAUGUGGGAUGUUCCNCUUGGCCGCUACUCUUCCACCUUCACAUCGGCACCCAUGAUGGGUCCAGUUACAAAUCUUGUUUCCUUGCCUGUACAAGGCUUNCCCGAUGCUCGCCCUGCUCGUCUCAGCCAAGUCACCAUCGUCAAGCCCAAACAUGCCGCUUUUGACAAAGCCGACCUUGACGGUGCUGUUCCAGGAAACUACAACUUGAGUUUGCAGUUCUCGCGCCAACUGCCCAUGCCUCACAUCUCCGCUUCCAAGAAACAGCCCGCUGCCAUCGAGUCGGAUUUUCUUACUGCUCUCACACAUCCAGUAUUCCCCGAGUCAUUACUCGCCGACUCUCUUGCUGAGCUCGCUAGCUGGAACGGAUCCGCAAAGCCUCAACCUCUGGCUCCUGCCCCCGCCACUGCUGCAGCUCCUGUUGCUGUUGAUGCUCCCAUCGCUGAGCAACAAACCUCGGAUUCGGCCGACUUCAUGUCUCUCGACGCUCCCGCAUCUACCUCGGGACCAUCUGUCGAGCAACAAAACGAGGCCCUCAGGGCUGAACUUGCCGCUUUGAAGCGUGUUCAAAGAGCUAGUCUGGUACAGAUGGAGGCGUUACGGAAAGAGAAGGUCGAAUUGCUGGCCAAGAUCAGGCAGGAUCUCGAUGAGAAUAUGGACGAUGAGAUGCGCGAGGAUGAAAAGAGCGAGAGAGCGUGNGGAAGAUUGGCCUCGACAGGCGAGUAUGUCGAGAGCGACGAAGAGUCGGAGUAG
Molecule: messenger RNA, 1722 nt
Organism: Aureobasidium vineae
Lineage: Eukaryota; Fungi; Ascomycota; Dothideomycetes; Dothideales; Saccotheciaceae
Source: the annotation of a GenBank genome assembly